Naegleria fowleri is the source of this 7035-nucleotide messenger RNA. RefSeq lists its product as uncharacterized. The coding region runs from base 1 to 7035 and encodes 2344 amino acids. The transcript has a single exon. NCBI's taxonomy places the organism in Eukaryota, Heterolobosea, Eutetramitea, Acrasida, Naegleriidae. Gene Ontology annotation, biological process: positive regulation of GTPase activity; small GTPase-mediated signal transduction. Gene Ontology annotation, molecular function: guanyl-nucleotide exchange factor activity. The record is from RefSeq and is a predicted model, not a curated record.
AUGAGUGCCACUCCAGGCGCCCUUUCUUCUUCCUCGGCAACAACUUCUCCUUCCACAUCGCCCUCCCCGUCAUCGGCUCCUCUGAUGAUGAUGUCAUCCGAUAGUCCAGUAUUGACCCCUACAACAACAGCCUCCUCCAUCACAACAUCCAAUACAAUGGCACAUCCUACUGUUUUAGGAGGAGGAAUUGCUGGCGAUUCUCAUCAUCAUGGAUCCUUCUCAUCGAUGGACUCGGCCACCGGAUUUCCAAAUUCACCUUCUUCCAUGCUCUUCAGUACUUCAUCGGCAGGUACGAAUAAUAGUAGCAUCAGUAGUUGUUUAAAUACCUAUGAACAGCAAUAUCAGCAAUACAUGCAAAAUGUUCUUGCGAUUGGAUCCGAUCAAAAGCCUUCAAAAGAUAAACGUCAAAGCACACAAGUCUUUAAUGAUUUAUUAUUUCCCGAUAAUCUUGUUCAAGUGAUUGAAACACAGAAAACAACAGGUUCUUCCAGAGCCAACACUGUGGGUAGUAUCAGUAACGUACCACAUCAUAUCAAAGAACAAUUCAGAUACUUUGAAUCUCCAAACUUGUCCAUUGAUUACGAAUUACAUGGUAAAUUUGAGAAGGCUUCUCUUCCUGAUUUAAAUGUGAGAAGCAAACUACCUGUGUAUGAAGUGGAUGUGAGAGUGAAGACCUCAAGCAUCUCAUCGGGUAGCGCUACUCCUCUUACGGAUCAGUCCAAUAACAAUUCUGGUGGAGAUGGUGACCAAUCAUCAUCAGAAAAUAAUUUUACCAAGUUGAUGAAAGAGACAGAGUCGGCCGGUAUGACAAAUUACAAACCUGGUGAGACAAAGGUAAAAAAAGUUGAAAAAAUUGUCGACAGUAUUGACAAGACCUCAAAAAAGAUUCAUGCCAAUAUUGCACAUGUUAAAAACGGUUCUCAGAAAUUGAACAAAACCAUGUUUGUUUAUGACAUGAGCACUCAAUCUGUUGAAUGGGACUGGAAUGGUGGUGCUGAGGUGCAAAUUUGUAAAAGAAUCAAAGACAGAAAAGUACCUCUCAAACAUUCACCAAUUUUGAUUGAGUUAUUGGACUUUGUUCCAAAACUUUUCACUGAAAAAUUUGAUUCAGAAAAACUUGAACCAUUCUUUAUCACAAUGUGCGUAGUAGAUUUUAAUACUAAAAAGAGAAUUAGUGAGGAAUUUCAUUGUGACGUCAAUCACCAGUUGGCAGAUGAAUCCAUGAGAAAACUUUUUUCAUCCUCAGAUUUGGAACAAAAUAAGGUAAACAAUAGAGCAAUCUUCCAAAUUUCAGAGCGAUCUGUGGAUGUUUUCCUGUACAUUAGAGUUUAUAAAAUUAUUCAAGGAGAUGAAGAUGACGCUGCUGAACCAUACAUUAGACCAGAAAAAUGUAAAGACAGCAAGAGCAAAUUUGCAAAAAACGCUUCAGAGAAUGCUUCUAAAAUGAGACCAUACUUACAACCAAUGGCUUACUCAUUCCAACAAUUGUUUAAUGCGUCUGAUGAGGUAUGCCUUGAUAAUGAGGUAAAACACUUCUUAAGAACAAAGGGAAACAUGGGAGACGAACAGUUCUUUAGCACAUUUGCAAGUUCAAAGGAAUCUUCUACCGACUCCCUAAAUGCGUCAGGAACUAAGGGAAAGAUGAAAAACUUCCCUGCUGUUCUAAAGUUGAGGGUUGUGGAGUUGAAUUCUGACGAUUAUACUGAUCUAAAGAAUGCAAUGGAUCCUUUGGAAGGUACAACAGAACUUGAUAUGAGCAAAUAUUUUGAAGAAGAGGGUAAUAUUAGAUGCAAACUCAUGAGAGAGCUUGGCACAUCCAAAUUAAGUUAUUUCAACGAGUAUGACAACACAUUAUAUGUGUAUCCACAAAACGUUCAAAUUGGCUCAAAAGGUCUGAUUGGAUCAAAAUCCAGAAGCGUCAGUGUGAAGAUAGAAUUAAGAAAUAAUGACGAUAAUCUUGAUUCACCAGGCCUUCCUCUCAUAUACAAUCGAUUCAACAAAACUGGAAGAGAUUCAAAAACUACUCACGACUAUUCUACUAUUAGCUAUCACUCUAAGCAUCCAGAAUUCAACGAUGAGUUCAAGAUUCAACUUCCAACACAUAUCACUGAGAAGCACCACUUGCUUUUUACUUUUAUCCACGUUCCAUGCAAGAAUAAGGAUCAAGUAGCUAAGGAAGACGCUCCUUACAAAGCAAGUGUUGGAUCUGUUUUAGGAUAUAGCUUUAUUCCUCUCUUGGACUUUACUACCGUUGUUAAAAGAAAAAAACCUGGACAAUUAGUCGAAGAAGAUUCAAAUAUUCCAAUGACCUUUAACAUGGGUAGAUUGGUUAGUGGUAUUGAACAAUUACCAAUUUAUCAAGAAUUUAGCGACAAGAAGGGCUAUAUGAGCGAAAAAGUAAGAAGUACAAGUAAGCUGAUUGAGAAUGGAAAGCCACUCUUUGUGGUUUCAUUCCUGCCAUUUAGUACUAUUUAUACCACUGACAGAUGCCUUUCUCAUUUCUUUGCGUCCCUUCCACUUGUUAUCAGUGACAACGACGUGAGAGACUCUGUCAUGUUUGCAAAGAAUGAUACCAUCUAUGAUACCAAUUUGAUAGGCGGAAGUGGUAUUGUCACAUCUCCUUCAGUUGUUAUGAAAACCAUGUCAUCUGAUGACCUCUUUGACGGAGAAUUGCCUGCAAUGGGUACAGGAAGCCCAGUAUUAAGAAGAAGUAAUAGCGGUGCAAUAGUUUCUAGCAUGAAUCCUGAAUCUAUUGUGAUGAGAUACAUUUCAGAAAUGUAUCAUGUUCCAGUGAAGGAUUUAAUCAGCUUUUUACCUGCCAUUCUUAAUCAAUUACUGAGAACCAUUUGUACUGGAAUGUGCUACAAUCACAAUAUGAAAAAUGCCCAAUACCAAGCUUUCCUCUUUUUCCUUACUUGUCUCGAUAAAGUGAAUAGAUACUAUCUCGAAGCCAGCAAUACGAGAGGUCAACAAGAAGAAGAAAAAACCUCUUCUGACUCAUCAACAGAAAGAAACAAGCUAAUCAAGGAAUAUGUCGACAAAAUAUUUGUUAACUUCCAUCAUUGUGAUUCAUAUGUAUUCACAGAUCUUACAAAACAAUGGUUAUUUAUGCUCGAAGAAAUUCAAAUCAAGCGAACUAGAAGAGGAGAUCCAAAUAAGGCCAGAAUUGCUUUGGAAAACAACGACGACAUGGAAAGCAAACUUUCCUUAAUGUACAGUUGGGUAAUUUUCGACCUAAUCAUCAAAUCCCUCACGCUCUAUCUCCGAGAGAAGAAGCUCCUGAACAUUGUCGAUAGAAGCAAAAUGUUUACUGGAGGUAAUGGUAGAUUACUUGAAUUUCACAAUAUUCUCUCAAGGUUAGUCAAAGUCAUAGCGACAGAGACAGCAUAUCGAAGCGGUGCUGGUUUCAACGUGGCAAAGCUACUCAACUCAAACUUUGCCUUGUUCCUGAGAGACUUGUUCAAUGUCAUGGAUAGAGGCGUCGUCUUGUCUCACAUUGAAACAUACAUGAACUUGAUUACAAUGAAGGCAGGAUCAGAAGGAAAUGGAAACUAUGAAGUGAUCCAAGAAUUCAGAAAUACUUUCUUGGAAAUUAUUGUGGACUAUGAACAUUAUGUUCCAUUAUCUAUGCCAUACUUUUAUAAACCAAACAAGAAGGAUGUAGAUCCUAAUGAAGAUUCACAGAACAUUACUGAUGAAGUCAAGUUGAGCAAUAACCACUUUUUAUGUGGUUUGCUCAUGAAAUGGUGUAUCGAAGAUUUGACCAACAAGGAAAGAAUUGUUAGAAGCAGAUCAAUUGCCCUCAUGAGAAACAUGUUAACCAAGCAUGAAUAUGAUAAGAGAUAUCAGAACAAAGAUAUUCAAACAGCAAUUUCAAACAUGUAUUUCUCCUAUGUUCUAUUAUUUAUCGACAUUUUCCACAAAUUUAAGAAGACUAGUGAAUCUAAAUUAACGGAAAUUAGAAAUCUUGUCAACAAGUCCAAGAAUGAUUACCAAUUAAAAUUGACAGAACUCAGCAAGCAACAACAAGAAUUACAAGACCAAUCUCAACAACAACAACAACUGAAGGAGUUGGAAGAUUCCGUCCAAACAGCCAAGAAACACUACAAUGACACUCUCACACAAUUCAAAGAUGAGAAAGAAAGAUGUAAACUUGAAAAGCAACAAGCGCUUAUUUCCAUUUUGUUCAUUCUUUACAAUAUGGAUCGAGAACUUUUCAUGAAAUGGUUUGAAAUCGAAAGUUUUAACAGAAAGAAGAUUCUUCUUCAAAUUAUUUACAUGGCUGUGCAAGUUUUCCAAUACAGUGGAAGAACAAAGAUUGAAGAGAAUCACAAGUUAGGCAUUGGAGCACACACCAAUACUGGAAAAUCCUUGAACGAGGCAAAAUCUAAAUUAGAGAAUUUGUAUACUUCACUGGAUCGAAGAAUUCCUAACAGAACAAAUCCUAACGCCGGUCGUCGUAACUUUAGGGAAAGAAUGAACUUUUCCACUCAAAACAAGGCAUCUGUGAGAGGUGGAAUGGGAAGUGUUACCGAAACGUCACUUAUUGCUCAAAUGGGUAAAGGCAACACUGGAAGCGUUUCUUUGAAGAGUUCUACCACAUCUCACCCCUUGAAAAAUUCUGAAAAGAAGAUUAUUGAUGAUUUGGUGUUGUGGGAGUCCCGAUUGAAUGUUGAGAUUUCAAGCUGUAUUCUCUCGAUCAUGUUGGAUAUUUGUAAAAAAUUCCAAUUUACUUCAAUCAUGGAUUUAAUUUUGAAUUUGGAGAUUAACAGAAAGAGAAACGAAUUGGAACUUUUCCACCACAUUUUCCACAUUCUCAUGUCUUUCUUCAAGACAAAUCAAGCAGAUUGUUGUUUAACUGGUCUUUACCACUUACUCAGAGUGUUUAUUAAGAAAUUCAGGUCAACCAUAUUCACCAGUAAGAAUGCUGAAUAUAUCGAAGUACUUUGUAAACUUGUGCUAAGACAAAGCCAAUCUGUGCUAGAUAAGGUGAGAAGCCAGGCAACUGCUCUUUUGUACUGGAUGAUCAAACAAAACUAUUUAAGUGAUGAUCUUUAUAAUUUCACAAGAACCAAGAUUCAAACAACUGUUGCUCUCUCUUAUUUGGCAUCUGAAUUUGAAAAUGGUGUGAACAUUCAACUCUUGAGAGAAAGUUUCCAAAUUAUUUCGGACUAUGCUCAAGCUGAUUCAUCAGUUCCACAAUUGGCCCCACAAGAUGCCUUCCACAACGCUCAAAAAGUAUUUGAGAUUAAGAAACCAUCCGAAGAGGAUGAACUUGCAUACAAGAUGCCAUACAGUCAACAAGUGAAGCAACUAGUUGAAAGAUUGAGAAAGACUCUCCUUGAUACUGUUCAAAUUGAAGAGCUCAAGAAGAGAAAGGCUGAUCAAGAGACUAUGUGUGAUUUGUAUCACAGAAUUGCAGGUGGUUACAAGCAUGCACCUGAGCUUUCUGUGACUUGGUAUCACAACCUCGCUCAAGAACACAUCAAACAUGAAAGAUAUAUUGAAGCUGCCCAAUGUUAUGUCUACAUUGCAGGAGUUGUGUUUGAAUACUUAAAAUUGAGACGUGACAAGUCAGUCUGGGGAAAUCAAUAUGGCACUGAUCAAAAGAAAAUUUCUGAACUCUCUCAACAUUUCUUGAACAUUUCUCCAUAUUUGAGAACUGAAAACUUCUUGGAGUUGAAAGCUCUCUUCCAAAAGAAAUCAACAACUUCAGAAAAUAUUGGACCAGAAUUUGAAUCUCACUACUUUAACCGAGAUGGUAUGGUUCAACUUCUCUAUAGUGCCAUUCACUAUUGUAAAGAAGAUAGUUAUUAUGAAUUCAUGGCAGAAUUGCACAAGUUGUUAUUAGGUCUUUUUGAAAUUGAAGGCGAUUUUGAGAGAAUGAAGAAUGAAUAUAAUGAAUUAAGCAAUUUGUACGCCAAGAUGGCUGAUCCAAAAACAAGAACUGCUCGUUUAUUUGGAGCCUAUUAUCGUAUCUAUUUUGUUGGAAAGCUCUUGCCUGAAAAUGUUCGUGAGAAGGAAUUUGUUUACAAGAUGCCCAAGACUACUCGUUUGAAUAAUUUAAUGACCUACUUGAAAGAACAUUUCCGUUUCGGAAAGGAGCUUAAAAUUAUUGGAGACUCUCAAGUAAUAACUGACGCAAUGAAAAAAGAAGAUGAGGCCUAUGUCCAAAUUACCUCUGUGAAACCUUAUUACACGAAUAAUGCCCUUCAAUAUGAAAUUCCAAAUAGUGACCGCUACUUUAACGAGAAUGUUAACAUUUCAAAGUUUAUUUUCGAAACUCCUUUCACAUUGGCUGGUAAAAAAUCUCACGGAAAUAUCACUGAACAAUGUAAGAGAAAAACAAUCAUUACUACCAAAUUUACUUUCCCUUCUGUGCUCAAUAGAAGUGAAGUACUAUCCAAAGAAUAUACCGACUUGUCACCCAUUGAGAAUGCUAUUGAGAUUGUAGAAGGUUCUAUUCAAAGACUCACUAAUGCUUGUAUGGGAGCUGAACAUCUUACCAUUGGAGACAAGGACGAAGAUAAGAAACAAGUAUUUAGAUUUGGAAGAAUUUUGGAUGAUGAUUUUGAUGUCGACGAAGAGUUCAUUACUGAUCAAAGCUCAUCCGCUGUUGAAGCUAUGAAUGUUGUCGCGACUGAAGCUGUUUCAAAUACACCAUCUUCUCCAAACGAUGAUGGUGAAAAGAAGAAAGUACAAGCUGCACCUAUUGAUGUGAGUCAACUCCAUCUUGUCCUCACAGGUGUUGUUAUUCCAACAGUGAACGAAGGAAUUCCUCACAUUGUAAACUCAUUCCUCCAUCCAAACGAGGUUUCUAAAUAUGAGGCAGAAUUUGUCACCAAGCUGAAGAAUGUUUGUGUGACAUUCUUAAAGAGUUGCCAUCGAGCAAUUUUAAUCAGCAAUGAAUAUAGUAAUGAAGCUCAAAGACCAUUGCAUAUCAAGUUUGAAGAAGGCUAUGAUGUCUUGGUAAAUGUUUUUGAGAAGUGUAUUGACAAUAUUCCAAAUGAAAUUAAGACCAUUCGAAAGCACUAA